Messenger RNA from Vidua chalybeata, 1434 nucleotides. RefSeq names its product zinc finger and BTB domain containing 42 (gene ZBTB42). Gene Ontology annotation, cellular component: nucleus. Bases 7 to 1434 code for a protein of 475 amino acids. The transcript has a single exon. Gene Ontology annotation, molecular function: protein binding; DNA-binding transcription factor activity, RNA polymerase II-specific; RNA polymerase II cis-regulatory region sequence-specific DNA binding. Lineage: Eukaryota; Metazoa; Chordata; Aves; Passeriformes; Viduidae. The record is from RefSeq and is a predicted model, not a curated record. Gene Ontology annotation, biological process: regulation of transcription by RNA polymerase II.
GGAAGAAUGGAGUUUCCAGACCAUAGCCGCCAGUUGCUGCAGUGUCUGAGUCAGCAGCGUCACCAGGGCUUCCUGUGUGACUGUACUGUUUUAGUUGGAGAAGCUCAAUUCAGAGCUCACAGAGCCGUUCUUGCCUCUUGCAGUAUGUACUUCCAUCUUUUCUACAGGGACCAGUUAGACAAAAGGGAUAUUGUGCAUCUGAACAGUGACAUUGUCACAGCCCCUGCCUUCAGCCUGCUGCUCGAAUUCAUGUACGAGGGAAAGCUGGAAUUCAACAGUCUCCCAGUGGAAGAUGUGCUGGCUGCGGCGAGCUACCUUCACAUGUAUGACAUUGUGAAAGUCUGCAAGGGCAAGUUGAAAGAUAAAGAAUUAUGUUCGGAAGAGAAGAUUAAUGAUGAGGCGGCUAGUUUGGAGAAAGCGGAGCAUUUUCUAGACGCCGGAGUGCCCCUGGUCCACGAGUUUGACCCAGGAAACAAACAAAAAUUCAGCGUUGCAGAAUACGAGAGAGCAGCAGGCAAAGAAAAGGUCAGCAGUCACCCCGCCUGGUCCUCUGAUCAUAUAAGUGUCAGCUCUGUGCCGACAGAGGCAGAACCGUGCGCCGCAGCAGCUGGAAAAACAAAGGCUAAUGUCAAUAGUUCCACAGGACCUUUGUCCCAAAGGUCUGUUAACCAUCCCCUGGCUUCAAGUGAUGUGGACUGUGCGCUGGAUUUGUCUUUCAAGCCCGUGUCGGGGAGAGAUUCCUUACACCCCUCCUAUGUCUUUGGACAGCUGGCUUCCGACAGCCAGCAGCAGGGUACCGAGCCACUUGUUAAAGAUGAACAAGACUUGCUGUCAGAUCAGGAGGACAGCGAAGCCAGGAGUCCAGAGAGUCAGCAUUUUGGGAAUUCAGCCAAAAGCCUAGUGACAGGGUUAGGACACAUGUUCGCGGGGAAUGGCAGCUCUCAUGCCCGAGAGGAGGAUAUAGAUCAAGAGCGAGACGAGAGUGAGGACGACAUGGAUUCGUCGGACAUCUCCUCGGGCGUCCUCGUGCCUCCUGGGCAUAUCUGCAUUUGUCCCCUCUGUAGCAAGGUGUUCCCGAGCCCACACAUCCUUCAGCUGCACCUGAGCUCUCACUUCCGUGACAAGGACGGCUCCCGGACCCGCCUGUCCCCCGACGGGUCGGUCCCCACUUGCACCCUCUGCGGAAAGACUUUUUCCUGCAUGUACACGCUAAAGAGGCACGAGAGGACUCACUCGGGGGAGAAGCCCUACACCUGCGGCCAGUGCGGGAAGAGCUUCCAGUAUUCCCACAACCUCAGCCGCCACGCGGUCGUGCACACCAGGGAGAAACCCCACGGGUGCAAGUGGUGCGAGAGACGCUUCACGCAGUCCGGGGAUCUGUACAGACACAUCCGCAAAUUUCAUUGUGGCCUUGUAAAGUCCUUGGUUGUUUGA